UGACACCGGAAGUGCCGGGGAGGUUGUCUGCACAGAAGUCACGCCGCAGGCUCAUCGUCUUGUGUUCAUGUUUUUGUGUCGUACGAAACCGAUAGAGAUAACUGAUCACUAACGAUUAAUCGAACAGAGAGUUAAUCGAACUAUUUUUACUUAACUUUGUUAAAAUGUUUCGUUUAGCAAGGAUAGGAACGCUUCGAUCGCUGGAGGGACUGCAUCAUCUAUGUCAACAACAAGUGCGUCUACGAUCCCGUCUGCCACUAAACACAGCCAUUUUGUUUGUACCUCAGCAGGAAGCCUGGAUCAUUGAGCGUUUUGGAAAAUAUCACAGAGUCCUUGAACCUGGCUUGAAUUUAUGCAUCCCAGUUGUGGACUCAAUUAAAUAUGUUCAGAGUCUCAAGGAAAUAGCCAUUGAUGUUCCCCAACAAGCUGCCAUCUCUGUUGACAAUGUAACACUGACAAUGGAUGGUAUUCUUUAUCUGAGAGUUAUGGAUCCGUACAAGGCAUCGUAUGGAGUGGAAGAUCCAGAGUAUGCAAUUACACAGCUAGCCCAGACCACUAUGCGAUCAGAAAUUGGUAAAAUUACUUUAGACAAUGUCUUCAGAGAACGAGAAUCCCUCAACAUUGCAAUUGUUGAGGCAAUCAACAAGGCAUCAGAAGCUUGGGGCAUUGUGUGUCUCCGUUACGAGAUCCGUGAUAUCAAGCUCCCUUCACGAGUACAAGAAGCCAUGCAGAUGCAGGUUGAAGCAGAGCGGAAGAAGCGAGCAGCCAUAUUGGAAUCAGAGGGCAUACGAGAGGCAGAAAUUAACAUAGCCGAGGGCAAGAAACAAGCUCGCAUUCUCAACUCUGAGGCUUUCAAAGCAGAACAAAUUAACCAGGCUCACGGUGAUGCAGAGGCCCUGAUUGCCAGAGCCCGUGCCAAGGCAUCAUCUGUAGAUGUUGUAGCUAAAGCACUUUCACAGAAGAAUGGUCUGAAUGCAGUUGGUAUGAAUGUAGCUGAGCAGUAUGUGGCAGCAUUCGGUCAGCUGGCCAAGACCACAAACACCUUGAUUGUGCCUUCGAACACUGGUGAUGUCUCUUCUAUGGUUGCACAGGCUAUGACCAUCUAUACCAGUCUGGCUGACAGGAAUACCCACCUACAAGGCAGCGAGCUCAGCAACAAGUCUAGAAGUGACUCUGACAGUGGCUGUCAACAGCUGGAUGCUGCCGGUGACUCCACUAGUAACUAUGUAGAGAAGGAUCUAAGCAAAGAUGCACAUCAACCAUCAGAUCACAGAGACCAGCACUGAGAAUCUCCUGCAUGUGUGAAUGGAUGUGUUUUAUUGAAUGGUUUGUUACAGCAAAUGAAUGUGUGAGUACAAAUGAUGACAUGUUUUUUUAGAAAGUGCUGCUGUAUUCUAGAGACUGCCUUAAAUAUUGAUGUGAAAGUUGGUUUUGGUGAACACCAUUGACAAUAUCUGUAACUUCAAAUGUGAACUAUAUUGGUGGCAACAAAUCUUGAUGGUGUGAUUAAGAUCUGCAGACUGUGGAUAUACUGCUGGUAGCAGCACUGAUAAUGCGCCAUCAAAUUGUUGCAGGUUUUUGAAUAUAGGAGUGCUAACACAACGAUGAUGCGUGUUGUUUGUGUGUGUGUGGAAUUAAACAUUGUAUAAGCAUUA
Messenger RNA from Pomacea canaliculata, 1655 nucleotides. Its product is annotated as stomatin-like protein 2, mitochondrial. The transcript is spliced from 11 exons. Gene Ontology annotation, cellular component: membrane. Bases 165 to 1286 code for a protein of 373 amino acids. The record is from RefSeq and is a predicted model, not a curated record. Lineage: Eukaryota; Metazoa; Mollusca; Gastropoda; Architaenioglossa; Ampullariidae.